Exaiptasia diaphana is the source of this 3811-nucleotide messenger RNA. Its product is annotated as stromal interaction molecule 1. Gene Ontology annotation, molecular function: protein binding; calcium channel regulator activity; calcium ion binding. The transcript has 11 exons. NCBI's taxonomy places the organism in Eukaryota, Metazoa, Cnidaria, Anthozoa, Actiniaria, Aiptasiidae. The coding region runs from base 310 to 2127 and encodes 605 amino acids. Gene Ontology annotation, biological process: intracellular calcium ion homeostasis; activation of store-operated calcium channel activity; store-operated calcium entry. Gene Ontology annotation, cellular component: plasma membrane; endoplasmic reticulum. The record is from RefSeq and is a predicted model, not a curated record.
AUAAUUUCCACUGCCGUAAAAAAAACCAUGAAGUCCGGUUCAUAGCUGUUUAUGAUASGUUGCUAGCAAGAUUUCUCUAGGAAGCAAAAUGUGCCUCUAAAUAUUACAAACUUAUUUGUCUUCUAGGCUUGUUUCCGAACGAUUUUCUCCGAAAGUGAACGACAAAGCACCGAGUGAUCAACGAACAGAUGUUGUCAGUCAGUCGGAUGAAGUUGACUCAUUUGUAGUCAAGAGCUCCGACAUAAGUUCAUCUAUAUGGGCGAUAACAUUUGAAAAUGAAGAAACAAGAGUCAAGUCUGUGAUCUUUAGAUGUUUCGUUACUUUCUGGCGUUCCUUGUGUGGUCAUGUUUCCCAGCUUCGCGCCAUUGCGGACUGUGUCUAAAUUCUGACGUAGAGGAACAUGAGCAAUUGAACUAUGAAGCCAUCACAACAAUCCACAACCAUCUUGAUGAUGACAUGAAUGGUGAAGUAGACAUAAGUGAAUCUGAUGAGUUUAUUCGGGAUGAGCUCAAGGUCACCGACAAAAAUCGACAAAAUCUCUUUCAUGCAAAUGACACCCGAAUAUCAGUAGUAGAUCUGUGGAAAAGCUGGGUGACUAGUGAAGUGCACAACUGGACAACUGCUCAAGUUGUCAACUGGCUUGUUGAAUAUGUCCACUUACCACAAUACACUAAAAUGUUUGCUACUUCAAAGGUUAAUGGAUCUAUAUUACCAAGACUUGCAGCACAGCAGUUCAAUGGAGUUUUCCAAGGCAUCAAGGACCCAAAGCACAGAAAGAAGAUAUCUUUACGAGCUAUGGAUGUCAUACUCUUUGGACCUCCAGCAUCUGGUCAUAACUUCAUCAAGGAUAUCGUGGUAGCUUUCUCUGUUCUUGUUGCAACGUUUGGUUGCUGGUUCGCUGUACAUCAAAAGCGACGUGCCAAGAAACAGAUGGAUCAAAUGAUGAAGGAUUUGUCUGUCUUACAGCAAGCAGAGCAGAACUUUGGAGAACUACAAGACAGGCUAAUACAGGCUGAGGAAGAACACCAACGUGCUAUCCAGGAGAAGAAUGAUCUCGAGAUGAGACUUGAGGAAGAAAUUAAAAGCUCUAAGUUUGGAGCUGAGAAAUGGCAAGAUGCRCAGGAAAGCAAUAAAGAGAAGAUGCAGCUUCUAGAAGAUGCACAACAGGAACUUUCCAGGGUUCGUAAGGCACUGCUCAAAGCUGAAAAGGCCCUYGAGUAUCAGUCUUGGAGAGCUCCGUCUGCAUUGAAAGAGUGGUUGCAAAUGACUUAUGUAAAAGAAACCAAACACUUCCAUCUAAAGAGGGCGCARGCACUGAAACAAAUGUCUGAAGCAAAGGAAGCGUGUGAUCGAAUACGAAGAAAAAGAAAUACUCUCAUUGGAUCAUUUAGGAUGGCCCAUGAUAUGACAAUAGAUGAAGUCGAUCAAUACAUCAUAAAAGCAAGGGCAUCCCUAGCUGAAGUAACCAACGAGCUGCAGGAACGUCAACACAGAUGGUCGCAAAUCGAGUCCCUUUGUGGCUUCAAUAUAAUUUCUGAUGUUAAUUCUUCGACCCCUGGACCAUCAGACUCGAGGGGUAGCUCCAAUGUAGCUCAAGCAUUGGCUAACGUUGCAAACAUUGGAAGUGUAGGAUCUGGACGAAAGAUUUCAGAUAAUAACCCUCCUAAUAAAGAAGACUUUGAUAACGACCCCCCUCCKACCUAUUCCAGUGUAGCUGUGCAAAACUCACCCAACUUGAACGAUUGCAGGUCUUUGAGAGACUCACUGGAUCCACUCACCGUAAGUUCAAAGGCACAAAAUGCCAGUGAACGCGAUCAAAUUCCUAGGAAUUUAUCGCAAGCGUCUUUAGUAAAUGGUCGUAGUAGUUUGACUAAUGGUAGCUCUAAUGGCCUUGAUCAUCCUGAAAUUAACGGCCACAUGGAUUCUUGCAGCAAUCUCUCCCCGCCAGCCWRCAAGACGAAGAAGAAGUGGUUCGGCAGUAAAAAAGACUUUGAAGUCGUUAUAAAUGGCGAUACGGAGGAAGAAUGUCGCAGAAGAAAAAUCAAAUGGCUGUGGAGAAGUGCUGCGUUGAAGUCAACAGCUAAACGCAAAGAACAGUUAAUCAAAGAAAAUGAAAAGAUAAGCUGAGAAUAUGUGUUUAUGUAUUGCUCGCCUAUUGUAAGCUUUUCCUUAAUCAAACAUGCUUUCUGCAGUUUCAACUUGACAAUAACAGUUUUAUAGGACAUUCUAUGUCAUAGUCUUUCAUAGUAUCAAUGACGGGCUCUCUUUGUCAAGACCAUUUGCGUAGAGGUUUGGAAUGAGAAGAUCUUUUUGUAGAAUCUUCUCCAGUCUCUCGGCAUUGUUUGUAGAUAUUCAGUGAUCUAUCGGGACUACUCCUAAUCGAGCGAGUGGUGAAGAAAGCUUCAGUAGCAUUUAUAAACUUUCUACYAGCAAUAGGGAAAACUAAAUUCUGUCCAUACUAUAUGCAAAAAGUAUUGAAAUUGCUGUUUUUCUAAAAAAAAAAAUAAAAAAUUGUGUCAAAAGAAUUGCAGGGAACUUACAGAUCUUAGUAGGAAAUUUACAGAGAUUUAAUAAAAGCAUCAUCCUGUAUGCUUCAAAUUAACAGUAUUUUAUAUUAAGUUAUUUCACCUAUUUUUUACGGUGUUAAAUUUAUCUUUUUACACAACUGUUUCUUUAGAAACACCGACGCAGCUCAMACUAGUUUACCGCUAGUUCCCACCAGUAUUUUAUAUUGUUGUUUUAAUGCUUUUUACAUUUGUAUGGAAAUGGUUAUGUUUACCCUAUUGCCAGUAAACUAGCAACUGUAAAUUAGCUCUAGAAGUUCAAAAUAGAAAAAUUAGUGGAGAGUUUUUAACAUUUACAAAAUUGAUUUUCAAGAAAAAAGUGUUUGCAAAGWUGUCAAUAAUUCUAUAAGAAUUGAUCAGUGACCGGUAUUUACUAAAGGAAAAAAAUAUUGAUCAUGAAUUUUAGCUAUAUGUAAUUAUUAGCAAACCGCACUAAUAUCCAUAAGUAUAUGCAAAGCAUAGAGGUUUUUAUCCCAGUAUUAUUUAUUAUUGUUGUCUGGAUACUGGUUAGAAGUUUGAUAUAAAUAUUUUAUUGAAGAAUUUGCACCUCGUCACCAGUGCCUGCUUUAUUGCUAGUCAGCGGAUUGCUAUUGUUGCAAAGCRUCAUGGGAUCGAGSGAUGUUUUAUUACAUUGRCAAGAAGAACGCGAAAGAGAGGUGCGGUCCYUUGAGUAGCACUAAGACUGGCUCUGGGCGAGAUUUAAAGAUAUAUUUCUAUCUAUUAUGAAAAAUUUAAUAUUCAACAACAAAUGACAUCAGUUUAGGAUUUUGAUAAAGUAGUUUAGAUGAGCAGUUUGGAUAUAACGAGUAAUUUGCUUUUUGUACAUUUUGCAUACCGUCAGAUUCAUUCGUUUUCCUUCAUCAACCUUCGGGUUUCUAGUUGUCCAGCAAGUUACAGCUCAGGCAGACGUGACGGCACAACAUUCUCAUAACAGUAUUCAAAGAAAAUUUAUUGAAAUUACAUUGUAAUUACUGUAAUAUUUACACAUUUUGAACGAUGAUUUGUUUGCUUAUUUUGAUUGAUUCAUAUUUAACAGUUSAUGAGCUGUUAUUUAAUACGUGGGCUUCAUGUCCAUGGGAGAUCGUGAUCUAUGGUGAUUCAUAUACUUUUCCCUUGGGCAGGCUAUAGAUUUAGCGAACAAGGGAGUGUACAUCCGUGGAUAUUUUAACUGAUCUCUCCAAGUCGAUCGGGGUUAGGUACAUUUGUAUUUAUAAACGUAAAAGUUAAUAAAAUGAGAUUUUUUUAUU